Messenger RNA from Sorex araneus (European shrew), 1083 nucleotides. Its product is annotated as gastrula zinc finger protein XlCGF17.1-like. Gene Ontology annotation, cellular component: nucleus. Gene Ontology annotation, biological process: regulation of transcription by RNA polymerase II. Gene Ontology annotation, molecular function: DNA-binding transcription factor activity, RNA polymerase II-specific; RNA polymerase II transcription regulatory region sequence-specific DNA binding. The transcript is spliced from 2 exons. Bases 1 to 1083 code for a protein of 360 amino acids. Lineage: Eukaryota; Metazoa; Chordata; Mammalia; Eulipotyphla; Soricidae. The record is from RefSeq and is a predicted model, not a curated record.
AUGCCCUCUGCGGGGCGCUGGCACCUGGAGCCCAACAUCCCAAGAACGGAGCACCACGAGGAGAAGCCAUGCAUGUGUGAGCUCUGCAGGAAGAGGUUCCGCUACCCCGAGUACCUGCAGGCUCACACCAAGGAAUACAUUGACCUCAAGAAGGUCUUUAAGGUCACUGAGUGCCCACAGAGGUUCCAGUAUCCCUCUAUGCUGCGCAACCAUGCUAAUGUGCACUCGGGGUUCAGGCCUUUUGCCUGUGAGCAGUGUGGGAAAAGCUUCAGGAGUUCCUGGAAUCUGCGUCAGCACAGCCGGACCCACACAGGGGAGAGGCCUUACGACUGCGAACACUGUGGGAAAAGCUUUGGGACUCGCUCCAGCCUGAGUCGGCGCAGCCGGACCCACACCGGGGAGAGGCCGUAUGACUGCGAGCAUUGUGGAAAAAGCUUCAGUACUUGGUCAGUUCUGCAUCAGCAUAGCCGGACCCACACCAGGGAGAGGCCGUAUGACUGCGAUAAGUGUGGAAAAAGCUUCAGGACUCGCUGGAACCUGCAUCAACACAGCCAGACCCACACCGGGGAGAAGCCAUAUGACUGCGAGCAUUGUGGUAAAAGCUUCAGGACUCGCUCAUACCUGCGUCAGCACUGCCAGACCCACACCAGAGAGAGGCCAUAUGACUGCCCCGAGUGCGGGAAGGCAUUCCGGUGUAGCUAUGCAAGGGCCGUGCACAUGCGCAUCCACACGGGUGAGCAGCCCUACAUUUGCCCGCAGUGCGGAAAAGGUUUCCGCUGCUCAAACACCUUCCGGUGCCACUUGGUGACGCACACGACCCAGAGUCCUUUCCAGUGUCCUAUGUGCGACAAGGCCUACCGAUGGCGCAUCUCUUUAACAGAACACCUGCAGACUCACAAGGUGACUCCAGCUCUUACCUGCGGAGAGUGUGGGAGAGUCUUCAGCCACCGCCACAACCUCCACCGGCAUAUCAGGGGGCAUUUCAAGGAGCAGCCGUUUGUUUGCCACUGCGGGAAGGGUUUUGGCCAGGCCGAAGCCCUGCACAAACAUGUCCGCCGAACCCAUCCUGGAGAGAAGCACUGA